UGCAGUGAACACAUUUUCAAUUGACAAGUACCAAAAAUCGCUACUUUUCUCCUUUUUACGAACUAUAGUUAAUAUGAAAAUAAAUUUUUAAAAAAGCAAUUAUAGAUUCUGAUAGAGCGUGAAAUCCCCCAUCAUCCUAUAUAUUUUUGUCCUGUCUUGCAUUUGUCGAAGCUAUCAUUUCAAGUGCAAACUUUCAAUCAUCAGAAGGGUGUCCUGCUGCGAAAACCAAUGCCUUGUUACGGAAAACAGUGGAAAACAUUUUGAGUUCACUACUACCGGGUAUGUGUGCCGAUUUCAUAUUGGAUAAAACGGACAAAUGGAAAAUAUUUUCGCCACGUUUGACGGGUCGUACGCUACCAUCCGGUUCAUUCCCUACACCCGACGCGGCAUUAGAAUAUCUUUAUGGUAUAUUAUUAAAAAAAUGAUUUAAAAUAUGUUCCGUGUGAAACUACUUUACGAACGAACUCUCACACUGUCCACACCCCCGCCGCCCAACUUUCCAGCUCUUGCUACGAGCGAAGAUCUCCAAAAAGACUUGUUUUUUCAGCGAAAAACCUCUCAAAAUCUCUAAAAAUAAUUUUUCUUUUUAUAAAUAUAAUUUUUUAGAUAUAGUGCAAUGAGCUCUCUUCGAUGAGUGCAUUGAAUAAAAUAAAUAAAUUUCUGUUAGUGACAACUAGUGCGCAUACGAAUAAUGACUCGCAGCGUAUUUCUUCUUUUUCUCGCUAUCAUUUCAAGUGCAAACUUUCAAUCAUCAGAAGGGUGUCCUGCUGCGAAAACCAAUGCCUUGUUACGGAAAACAGUGGAAAACAUUUUGGGUUCAGUACUACCGGGUAUGUGUGCCGAUUUCAUAUUGGAUAAAACGGACAAAUAGGAAAUAUUUUCGCCACGUUUAACGGGUCGUGUGCUACCAUCCGGUUCAUUCCCUACACCCGACGCGGCAUUAGAAUAUCUUUAUGGUAUUUUGUGCGAUUUACCUGGUUUUUAUCCUCGUUCAUAUAUAGCUGUAGCAGCCAGCUUGAAUUCGUUAUUAUUUGACACUGGAAAUUAUUUGGCUUCUGCUGACAUUACAUUACGUUUGAAUCCGAAUAGAAACUUAACAUUUUUCACGUAUCUUGCAUUUGACAAACACCAUCGGAUCUGUGGCUAUGAUGCCCAAAUUAGAAAUCCUGGUAUAACACUAGACUAUCCACCCGAGACACAUCCAGCUACGAUCCAAUCUUUGUGUCAAGGAAUUCAGCAGACAUGCACGGACAACAAUGAACAGUAUGAAAGUUUUGAGGAUUAUGUUGAUUUUAUGACAAACAAAAUACCGUAUGGCUCAUCCGAUCAGCUUGAUCAAGACAGUGUUAGUUGUCGAACAUUGCACAUACAACUUGCGGCUCUAGCUCCAGAUGUGCACUGUCCGCAUUGUGGUCCGACGGGGGGAGAAGCAUGUACAAACAAAACAUCACAAUCAUAUUACGAAGUUGAUUAUCUGUCAUGCGCUUAUAAACGGAAGACACAUUAUUCAUAA
Molecule: messenger RNA, 1513 nt
Organism: Didymodactylos carnosus
Lineage: Eukaryota; Metazoa; Rotifera; Eurotatoria; Philodinida; Philodinidae
Source: the annotation of a GenBank genome assembly